Drosophila takahashii is the source of this 1956-nucleotide messenger RNA. It is a transcript of the gene TTLL15, whose product is annotated as tubulin tyrosine ligase-like 15. NCBI's taxonomy places the organism in Eukaryota, Metazoa, Arthropoda, Insecta, Diptera, Drosophilidae. Gene Ontology annotation, biological process: protein modification process. The record is from RefSeq and is a predicted model, not a curated record.
UUCGCUUUGAAUGGCAAACGGGAAAUUUCAGGUCGGUUGCCGUGGAGAUCGCGACUAAGAAAAAGGUUGUUUUAAGUUAGUCGCUUGUAUUAGCCUUUUAAAAUAACAAUUUAGGACUUAAAAUGGAUGCCAGUGUGGAGGAUAAUGCCCCCAAGCCAAGGGAAUCGGAGUGCAAAUUGGCCAAAACGGAGGAGUCCGAAAAGCCAGCAAUUAGCAUUGGAUUACUGCCGAUCAUGAUAUUUCUGGCCGCCACGGUGACCACGGCGGUGGUGGUGGAACUCCUGCCGCAUGCCAACAAGGUUUUCCCCUGGAAAUCCACAAAUUCUCUGGAGGAUCAGCGCCCGCCAGCGCCCACAUACGCGAUUUUCGGCCGGAGUCCCACGGAGGAGCACCUGGUGCAUGUGGUCAGUGUGCUGCACCAGUUUGGCUACCAACGAGUGGGCGUCAACGAGAGCUGGAACCUCCUGUGGGCCCACGAUUAUCCCUUUCUCUCGCUCGCCAACCUCAAGAAUCUCGGCCAGCAUCAGGUGGUGAAUCACCUACCGGGCUGCGGCUAUCUAACCAACAAGGUGGACCUGUGCACCACCAAGCUGCCCUUCCUGCCGCCUGCCUUCCGAUUGCCCGCCCAGCGGGAGGAGUUUCUCGAGUAUGCCCGAGAUAAUCCCAAAGCACUUUUUGUCCAGAAACACAAUGAACACCGGCACAUCAAAGUGCGAGCUCCCGCGGACAUAGCCUACGGAUCCAACGACUCCUUUGUCCAGGAGUUCGUCCAACGGCCAUUCCUCGUGGACGGUCACAAGUUCGAUAUCGGAGUCUAUGUGGUCAUCACCUCGGUGAAUCCCCUGCGUGUUUAUAUCUACACGGGCGACGUUCUAUUUCGGUACUGCCCCGUGAAGUACCAUCCCUUCGAUGCCGAGAAUGUGGACAAGUACAUUGUGGGCGACGACUAUCUGCCCACCUGGGAGGUGCCUUCGCUGCGCAAGUACUACAAUCGCUUUGGCGGCAGCAUGCGCACCGUUUUCGAGGCCUAUGUCCGAGAUCAGGGGAUGGAUCCCGCCAAGAUUUGGCCCCAGGUGGAGCACAUAAUCCGCACAACGAUUGCGGCCAAGGAUCGGGACAUUGUGAAUAUUCUAGGCUCCUACAGGACACAUAACUUCUUCGAUCUGAUGCGAUUUGAUCUGUUCAUCGACGAGGAUCUAAAGGUCUUUCUCAUGGAGGCCAACAUGUCUCCCAAUCUCUCUUCGGCUCAUUUCAAGCCCAAUUCGCUUUUGUACGAGCAAGUUCUGUACAGUGUGUUCAAUCUGGUCGGAAUAAGGCCACUAACUGCAGCAAGUAAAAGCUUGUUUGGUGAAAGCAGCGAAAUGAUCACAGCCGAUAAGAACCUGGCCACCGACUUAAACAAAUGCGCUGCCCACGACUGCGACAAGUCCUGCAACAAGGCCGAGUGCGAUCUCUGCCUGCAAUGCCUCAGUGGAUCGGAGUACCGAAUGCUGCAGCAAGCUCAUCAGGAGCACUUGCAUCGCGUGGACAUGAAGCGCAUUUUCCCCCAACCAAUUCGGGAUCUGAAGAACUUCAAUCUGAAUGCGGAGAUUACUAACAUGUCGAAGAGAAACUCUUGGAUGACACGCUGGUUCUAUAACAAAUGCCAAUUCGAUGCUGCCUGGUGCAAUUAGAUAGUAGUAAUUGAAUAUUUAUGUAAAUACUUCUUGCGACUUGGUAACCUCUUAUGCUCAGCAUUAGUAAAUUGGCCACCGAUUGUGCUUAGUUCUAAACGGAAAGAAUAGAAUGUUGUUAGCCAUGCAGUCAUUAGAAUUCAGUGCAAAUUGUGAACUAUUUUUAGAACUCCAAGCCGGAGCUUGCUCUGCUCUGUGGUGCUUUAAUUGACAAUGAAAACAUGUACAAAACCGUCCUUAAAUUAAUUCGAAUAUUUACGUCUAAAAUUACUUAAGCAAAAAA